Molecule: messenger RNA, 807 nt
Organism: Diversispora eburnea
Lineage: Eukaryota; Fungi; Glomeromycota; Glomeromycetes; Diversisporales; Diversisporaceae
Source: the annotation of a GenBank genome assembly
GUUAUUCAGUCAUGGACAUAUCUUGAAGGACAUAUGUUAGUUCUUGAGAAUGUAAAUGCAGGGAAUUUUAACGAUACAGUUAAGUGUAAUAUUUUAAAAUCUAUGAUGGGUGGAAAAUAUGCUCCAGUACUAACAAAUAAUGCUAUUCAAAGAUUGACUCAGAAAAAAUAUCAGCCCUAUGACACUCCAGAUACCUAUGAAGUUAGAAUUCGACUAUUAUUAUUAGGAGUAACAGACAAUGAUGCACAAGUUUUAGGAUUCCUAAAAAGCCAUUUGACAGUUUCUCAACAAUCUUUCUAUAACACCAAAAUAAUAGAAGUUCCUAUAAUUCCACAAUUAGUAUUUCCUAUACCCAAUACACAAAAAAUGAUUGAUGAGACAUUAGUGAAACAAAAAACCAAUUAUGAUGUUAAGAUAGAAAAAUUGAGAAAGGAAGUUCAAUUCUCCAAAAUAGCCAAAAAGUCCCUAUCAAAUUUAAAAAUAGAAGAAUAUUAUAAAAAUUAUUAUGUAGCGAAAUACUUUAACGAUUUAGGAAUAUAUAGUAAAAAAGAUUUAGAUUUAAAUUAUCCUGAAAAACCUUUUCAAAGACCUCGUACACAGCAAAAAGUUAACUUUACUAGAUUAGAGGAGAAAGUAGAUGAAAUUGGGAAUAUGUUAUCUCAUCUUAAUAUAAACAAUCAAUUUCAAAAACCAGUAGCCAAAUCAAAUCGAACACAACAAUAUUAUCUCUUUCAAUUAAUAAAUUCUAGCAUUUUAGCUAAUGAGGAAAGUAAUGAGGGUGGAUAUGAUAAAGAAAAAAAUAUAUGA